This is a messenger RNA of Paraphaeosphaeria sporulosa, 180 nucleotides long. RefSeq names its product four F5 protein. NCBI's taxonomy places the organism in Eukaryota, Fungi, Ascomycota, Dothideomycetes, Pleosporales, Didymosphaeriaceae. The record is from RefSeq and is a predicted model, not a curated record. The transcript has 4 exons. The coding region runs from base 1 to 180 and encodes 59 amino acids.
AUGGCCCGCGGCAACCAGCGCGAAAAAGCCCGCGAGAAGAACCUCAAGGAGCAGGCUGGCAAGAAAAAGGGAAACAACAUGUCUGGCACGGAAUUUGCCAAGGCGAAGGAGGACACGGCGGCUAUCAUGCGCGCUAAGCAGGCUGCUGCCGAAGCCAAGAAGGCGGCGGAGAAGAAGUGA